CCGACGUACCCGGAACUGUUUCCAAGGUUUCCUCACAUUCGGUGGUGGCGCGACGGCGGGCUCUGGGAUCCGAAGCAACCGAGAUCUCCCUUAGCUCGGGAGAGCGCUCCCUUCUCUAGCGGCUGAGGGCACCCGGCGGCUCGGGGAACCCGGCGGCGGCGAUGGCUCCGGUGUCGCGUUCGCGCAGCCCGGACGGGGAGGCCUCGGGCUUUGGGGGGAAGCGUCGCAGUUUGUCCAAGAGCCCUAAGCCCAGCAAAUCCGCCCGCUCCCCGCGGGGCCGCCGCUCCCGCUCGAGCUCUCGCUCGCACUCUUGCUCUCGGUCUGGGGACCGGAAUGGUGUCAGCCAUCAGCUAGGUGGCUUCAGCCAAGGGUCCCGAAACCAGUCUUACCGAUCCCGCUCGCGGUCACGCUCCCGAGAGCGGCCCUCGGCGCCGCGGGGCAGCCUCUUCACUUCGGCCUCAUCGACCGCGUAUUAUGGCGGCUACUCACGCCCCUACGGGAGCGACAAGCCGUGGCCUAGCCUUCUGGACAAGGAGAGGGAGGAGAGCCUGCGGCAAAAGAGAUUAAGUGAGAGAGAGAGGAUUGGAGAAUUGGGAGCUCCUGAAGUAUGGGGACUUUCUCCAAAGAAUCCAGAACCAGACUCUGAUGAACACACACCAGUAGAGGAUGAUGAGCCAAAGAAAAGCACUACUUCAGCUUCUACUUCAGAAGAAGAAAAGAAGAAGAAGAAGAAGAGGAAGUCUAGUCAUUCAAAAGAAAGGUCCAAGAAAAAGAGAAAGAAAAAAUCAUCUAAAAGAAAACGCAAGAAGUAUUCAGACAGCGACAGUGACUCUGACUCUGAAACGGACUCCAGUGAUGAAGAUACAAAAAGAAGAGGAAAGAAAGCCAAGAAAAAGGAAAAGAAGAAGAAACACAGAUCGAAGAAAUACAAGAAAAAGAAGUCUAAGAAGAAUAGAAAAGAUUCCAGUGAUUCAAGCUCUAAAGAUUCCCAAGAAGAGUUUCUGGAGAAUCCCUGGAAGGAUCGAUCAAAGCCUGAAGAACCCUCAGACUUAAUUGGCCCAGAGGCUCCAAAAACACUUGCCUCUCAGGAUGAUAAACCUUUGAACUAUGGCCAUGCACUGUUGCCUGGUGAGGGUGCAGCUAUGGCUGAAUACGUAAAAGCUGGGAAACGUAUCCCAAGAAGAGGUGAAAUUGGCUUGACAAGUGAAGAAAUUGCAUCAUUUGAAUGCUCGGGUUAUGUAAUGAGUGGUAGCAGGCAUCGCCGAAUGGAGGCCGUGCGACUGCGGAAAGAGAACCAGAUCUAUAGUGCUGAUGAGAAGAGAGCCCUGGCGUCCUUUAACCAAGAAGAGAGGCGAAAGAGAGAAAACAAGAUUCUGGCCAGUUUUCGAGAGAUGGUAUACCGAAAAACUAAAGGGAAAGAUGACAAAUAAGGAUUUUCUGAUUGUUCAGCAGACAUUUUUAACAACAAAAAAAAGUCUGGGUUCCACAUAUACAUACAAAAAGAUUAUUAUGAUCUGAAAAAUGAAAAAGCUUUACAGUGCUACUGUGCCUUCUAUUUAAUUCUUGUAGUCCUUCAAUAAAAAGCUGCUUAUUGAUAUAAUUUUA
Molecule: messenger RNA, 1605 nt
Organism: Neofelis nebulosa (Clouded leopard)
Lineage: Eukaryota; Metazoa; Chordata; Mammalia; Carnivora; Felidae
Gene: NKAP
Product: NFKB activating protein
Exons: 9
Coding region: 162-1430 (422 amino acids)
Biological process (GO): negative regulation of DNA-templated transcription
Cellular component (GO): nucleus
Molecular function (GO): chromatin binding
Source: RefSeq, a predicted model, not a curated record